AAAAAAAGGUAAAGAAAGAAAGAGUGAAGGAAAGAGAAAUAUUCAAUCUGAUUGAAUGCAGUUUUGACGUCCGCAAGAACUCUCUCUCUAACUUUCUCGCUCUAAAGAGGACAGCGCAGAAACUCAGAGAAAACUCUUCUCUCUUUCUCUCUACUGAAACUUCUUCACUUUGACAAAGCAAAGUCCCCAAGCUAAUUUGAGCUGUGGAUCUUGUUCUUUGCACUUUAUUGCGCGAUUUAGGGCUCGAUCAAGUGAACAUGGAUAAGUGGAUAGAGAUAUUUAUUUGAGCAGAAAAAGAGAAGCUUUGGAAGUUUAAGAGUUAAAGCUUGUAGCUUGUACUUGGUAUUCUAUUGAUGAUGCACAACAGGUUUUCUCAGCAUGAAGGUUCUCCCUUUGGUUUGGCUCAAAAUAGGGACUUUGGAAUGUCAAUUGAUGUAGUAGGUUCUGCUUGUUGUUCUGUGUAAUUCUCUUUUUCAGAGUAAAGUAUGAAGUCUCCAGAUCUGGGGUGUUAGGCUUCAUUCCGUUUUAGUUUUCUAUAAUUUUUUUAGUGUUUGUAGAUUGUUAUCUAUUGCAUAAAAGAUAUGGUGCCACCAGGACCUCCUAAUCCACUUGGAGGUGCCCAGCCUGUCCCGUCUUCGUUAUUGCGAUCAAAUUCUAGUUUAUUGGGUGGUCAAGGGGGUGGAAUGCCUACCCCAGGUGGUUUCCCUUCUAUUGUGUCACCUCGGACUCAGUUUGGUAACAUGAAUAUGCUAGGAAAUGCUCCAAAUGCUUCGUCUCUGCUCCAUCAGUCCUUAGGAAAUGGUGGUCAUAAUUCAGGGCGAGCUGAUAAUGGGGCCGAGUCUGAUCCAAUGGCCAGUGCUGGCAAUGGUAUGGGAUUUAAUGCUCCUUCAACAUCGUUUAGCUCAUCGGGCAUGGCAGCAAAUCCAAAUUCAGGUCAAGUUCAGGGACAGCGGUUUCCCAGCCAUUCUGGUAACCAGAUGUUAACUGAGCAGUCACCGUCCCAACAGCUUGAUUCCCAGAACUACCAACAUAAUCAACAAUUUCAGCAAUUUUCUGCCCCUAGCAAUUCCCAAACACAACAACAGCAGCAGCAAUUUCAAUCCAUACGAGGUGGAUUAGGAGGUGUAGGACCUGUCAAACAGGAGCCCCAAGUGACCAAUGAUCAAACACCACAGCAGUUGCAAGCACUACGAAACCUGACGACUGUAAAGCAGGAGCCCCAACAGAUACAAAGUAUGAGAGGCCUUGCCACUGUGAAGAUGGAGUCACAACAUUCCUCACCCUCUUUGUUUCUACAUCAGCAACAGCAGCAGCAGCAACAACAGCAAUUACUUCACAUGUCCAAACAGUCCCCUCAAGCUGCAGCAGCAGCUCAGCUUUUCCACCAGCAGAGGCUUAUGCAGCUCCAGCAGCAACAACAGCAACAACAGCAACAGCAACUCUUGAAGGCUAUUCCUCAGCAGAGAAACCCACUUCAACCGCAAUUUCAACCACAGAAUCAUGCUAUAAGGUCUCCUGUAAAACCAGCUUAUGAGCCUGGGAUGUGUGCCCGUCGGCUGACUCAUUAUUUGUAUCAGCAGCAACACAGACCUGAAGACAAUAACAUAGAGUUCUGGAGAAAAUUUGUCGCCGAGUAUUUUGCUCCAAAUGCCAAGAAAAAGUGGUGCGUCUCUAUGUAUGGAAGUGGCCGGCAGACCACUGGAGUUUUUCCUCAGGAUGUAUGGCACUGUGAAAUAUGCAACCGCAAGCCAGGCCGUGGUUUUGAAGCGACCGCUGAAGUCUUGCCCAGGCUUUUCAAGAUAAAAUAUGAAAGUGGGACCUUGGAAGAGCUACUCUAUAUUGAUAUGCCUCGUGAAUAUCAGAAUUCAUCUGGACAAAUUGUCCUAGACUAUGCAAAAGCAAUUCAGGAGAGUGUUUUUGAGCAACUUCGCGUUGUACGUGAUGGUCAGCUUCGAAUAGUGUUUUCACAGCCUGAUCUAAAGAUCAUCUCUUGGGAAUUUUGUGCUCGACGUCAUGAGGAGCUAAUCCCUAGAAGAUUGUUGAUACCUCAGGUGAGUCAACUCGGCGCUGCAGCUCAAAAGUACCAGGCAGCAACCCAAAAUGGAUCAUCUACUGCAUCUGUUUCUGAGUUGCAGAAUAACUGCAAUAUGUUUGUUGCCUCAGCUCGUCAGUUGGCAAAAGCUUUGGAAGUUCCAUUGGUAAAUGAUCUAGGUUAUACAAAGAGAUAUGUGCGAUGCCUUCAGAUAUCAGAAGUUGUUAAUAGCAUGAAGGAUUUGAUUGACUACAGCAGAGAGACAAGGACAGGGCCUAUGGAGAGCUUGGCUAAGUUUCCUCGUAGGAAUGGUUCAUCGGUUGGGGUACAUGAUCCAGCUCAACCAUCUGAGGAUCAGUCUCAGUCUCAGCAGCAGCAGCUACAGUCUCAGCAGCAGCAGCCACAGUCUCAACAGCAACAGCAACAGCAACAGCAACAACAGACGGCCAGUCAGAACUCAAACCACGACAGCUCUGUCCAGGCUGGUGCAAUGCAACUUGCUUCCAGUAAUGGGAUUCCAAGUGUAAACAACUCUUUGAACCCAGCAUCUGUUACUUCCUCUAGUAGUUCUGUUGUUCGGCUAUUGCAUCAAAAUUCCAUGAACUCUAGGCAACAGACCCCAAUGAAUGGUGUGAACAGCCCUUAUGCAGGAAAUGGCUUGAAUAGCCCCUAUGCGGGAAAUGCUGUUCAAAUGCCUUCACCAAGUUCUUCAAAUACGAUGCCACAAUCUCAACCAAAUCCGUCUACGUUCCAAUCCCCAACACCGUGUUCAUCAAGCAAUCCACCACAAACUUCUCAUGGUGGCUUAUCAUCAGGACCACACGUGAAUUCUGCCAAUUCCCCGAAUAUUUCAGUGCAUCAACCCACUCUUUCAGGUGAUAUUGAUGCUAAUGACUCUCAAAGUUCUGUACAAAAGAUCAUACAUGAAAUGAUGAUGUCUUCCCAACUUGGUGGAGGUGGCCUUGUAGGUGGUGGUACCAUGAAUGAUAUGAAAAGUGUAAAUGGUAUGAUAGCAACUGCUAAUAAUUCCAUUCUUAAUGGAAGCAGCUGC
This is a messenger RNA of Nicotiana tabacum (common tobacco), 3083 nucleotides long. RefSeq names its product transcriptional corepressor SEUSS. NCBI's taxonomy places the organism in Eukaryota, Viridiplantae, Streptophyta, Magnoliopsida, Solanales, Solanaceae. The record is from RefSeq and is a predicted model, not a curated record.